This is a messenger RNA of Chlamydomonas reinhardtii, 2034 nucleotides long. RefSeq lists its product as uncharacterized. Gene Ontology annotation, cellular component: mitochondrion. The record is from RefSeq and is a predicted model, not a curated record. The transcript is spliced from 8 exons. Gene Ontology annotation, molecular function: alternative oxidase activity. The coding region runs from base 93 to 1175 and encodes 360 amino acids. Gene Ontology annotation, biological process: alternative respiration. NCBI's taxonomy places the organism in Eukaryota, Viridiplantae, Chlorophyta, Chlorophyceae, Chlamydomonadales, Chlamydomonadaceae.
GUAUAUUACUGUUCCUUUACUAUAACGGCGUAAAUCCUCUCUCGCACUCACUUACCCAAGAACUCAACGUUACGUCACCGUUCGAUAUCGCGAUGCUUCAGACCGCACCUAUGCUUCCGGGCCUUGGGCCACACCUCGUCCCGCAAUUGGGAGCCCUGGCCAGCGCUUCUCGUCUUCUGGGCUCCAUAGCUUCGGUUCCGCCCCAGCACGGUGGUGCUGGCUUCCAGGCUGUCCGGGGAUUCGCCACGGGCGCCGUGAGCACGCCUGCUGCCAGCUCCCCCGGCCACAAGCCCGCUGCCACGCAUGCGCCGCCCACCCGCCUGGACCUCAAGCCCGGCGCCGGCUCCUUCGCCGCCGGCGCCGUGGCGCCCCACCCCGGCAUCAACCCAGCCCGCAUGGCCGCCGACAGCGCCUCCGCGGCCGCCGGUGCCUCUGGCGACGCGGCUCUGGCGGAGUCGUAUAUGGCGCACCCGGCCUACAGCGACGAGUACGUGGAGAGCGUGCGGCCCACACACGUCACCCCGCAGAAGCUGCACCAGCACGUGGGCCUGCGCACCAUCCAGGUCUUCCGCUACCUGUUCGACAAGGCCACAGGCUACACGCCCACCGGCUCCAUGACCGAGGCCCAGUGGCUGCGGCGCAUGAUCUUCCUGGAGACGGUGGCGGGCUGCCCGGGCAUGGUGGCGGGCAUGCUGCGCCACCUCAAGAGCCUCAGGUCCAUGAGCCGCGACCGGGGCUGGAUCCACACGCUGCUGGAGGAGGCCGAGAACGAGCGCAUGCACCUCAUCACCUUCCUGCAGCUGCGGCAGCCCGGACCCGCCUUCAGGGCCAUGGUCAUUCUGGCGCAGGGGGUGUUCUUCAACGCCUACUUCAUCGCCUACCUGCUGUCGCCGCGCACCUGCCACGCCUUCGUGGGUUUCCUGGAGGAGGAGGCUGUCAAGACAUACACACACGCUCUCGUGGAGAUUGACGCGGGCCGGCUGUGGAAGGACACGCCCGCCCCCCCGGUGGCCGUGCAGUACUGGGGCCUCAAGCCCGGUGCCAACAUGCGCGACCUGAUUCUGGCGGUGCGUGCCGACGAGGCGUGCCAUGCGCACGUGAACCACACCCUGUCGCAGCUCAACCCCAGCACUGAUGCCAACCCGUUCGCCACCGGCGCCAGCCAGCUGCCCUAGGCGCCAGGUACCAGGCGCUAGGCACUGUGCAGCUGCCCUAGGCACGGCAGUAUGACAGUGUCAGGGAUUGAGCCCGUGCUGUAACGCAUGCUGAUGCCCCAUGUACGGAUGAAGCAUGGGUGUUACGGUAGCUGGUGCCGGUCCUGCAAGGGCCAUGUGACAAUUGGUUAUUUGCAGACAAAUGAGUGAAAGUCGGAUAUGGUUCCAAUAAACGGCAUACUAGUCAUCAGCCGCAUGGUGCAUGACAGGAAUGUGACAGGCAGCAAUUGCAGCAUUUAGUAGAGAGCCGCGAAAUUUGUAUGCUUAUGUGUGUGUGCAUGUGUGUCUAGAGGUGAUUCGUGUGCCUGGGCUUGUUGUUGUGUGCCCUCUAGCCGCAUGUGACGCGGCACGCGCGCCAUAUAGCCGACUGACCAGACCGACGUGGCGAUCAGUCAUUGCAAGUGCACAUGCGCGCGCUGGCUUGUUGCUUCUAAGCUUGUUGCGAGGACUUUGAAGUGCUAUUCGUGAGACUUGGAUCUGUGUGCCUGGAGUGAGGCCGUUGCGCCCGUUAGAGCGACGGCUUCGUGAGGUGAACGUAGAUACCGGCCCAGGCGCAGUUGUGCACCAAGGUGUGCACCUAAUUUGGUGAUACUUAGGUCCCGGUCUAGCCAUACCUUCAGUCCCACACUCCUACAGUGGCCUGGAUUGAUGAGAGAGCAUGUCUGUAUGCCGCGAUUUCGCAGAGGUAUUAGUAGCUGCUGCCCGUCACUGCACCAAGGACCACGCGUGUAUGCCGUGAGGCGUGAGCUGGAGUUGGCGCUGCAAGUUGCACGCAAGCGCCCUGCGCCCUGUCUGGAGAAAAGUGUAAUGCUUUGAGAAU